Messenger RNA from Telopea speciosissima, 846 nucleotides. RefSeq lists its product as uncharacterized. The coding region runs from base 1 to 846 and encodes 281 amino acids. The record is from RefSeq and is a predicted model, not a curated record. Lineage: Eukaryota; Viridiplantae; Streptophyta; Magnoliopsida; Proteales; Proteaceae. The transcript has 3 exons.
AUGACUGAAGAAGAAGACAUUGACAGCUACAUGGUUAGAGUUAAUGAAGUUGUGAACUCUAUCAGGGGAGUUGGAGAAACUCUUGAGAAUUCCGUGGUAUGUCAAAAGAUUCUUAGAUCUGUACUACCUAGAUAUGAUUCCAAAGUCUCAGUCAUUGAAGAAGCCAAAGACUUAGAUAUAAUUACACUUGAUGAAGUACAUGGCACACUCAAGACUUAUGAAAUGAGAACAGAAAAAGAUGAUGUAGAUGAUCAUGCCAUGUUCAUGGUGUUUGAAGAAAAAGAGAAUGAUUCACCUAGAACAAGCACAACCUCAGAAGAUGAAGAAGAAGAAGAGGUGGACUUUGAAGCUGAGUUGAGAUCUGCUCUCAAAGAGCUCAAGAAAGAAGAAGAUUUUGAAGAGAAGUUAUCACAGAAAACUACAGAAUGCACAAAGCUUGAAUCAGAAAAUCUAUCUCUGAAAGCUAAAUUGGAAGGAGAGUCCAAUAUCUUAGCUGAAUAUUCUGAUUUUCAGAAGGAGAUUGAUGCUCUCAAGGCAAAGGUAGCAGAGUUUGAGAAUGACUCAAGUAUACAUGACAUAGAAACAUCUUCACAAGUGCAUCCUAGUAGCAAGAAGCUUGAUGAAAUCCUUAGUUCUCAGAGAUCAACUCACAACAAAUUCGAUCUUGGAUUUGUAGGAGAAUCAUCAAAGAGUGCCAAGGAAAAAGAAAAAAGCACAGCUCAGAAUCCCAUUACUGUGAAAGACAAGAGAGUUGAGAAAAACAGGUGCAUCCUAGUAGCAAGAAGCUUGAUGAGAUCCUUAGUUCUCAAAGAUCAACUCACAACAAAUUCGAUCUUGGAUUUGUAG